Molecule: messenger RNA, 8891 nt
Organism: Brassica napus (rape)
Lineage: Eukaryota; Viridiplantae; Streptophyta; Magnoliopsida; Brassicales; Brassicaceae
Product: probable flavin-containing monooxygenase 1
Exons: 7
Coding region: 6245-7741 (498 amino acids)
Molecular function (GO): flavin adenine dinucleotide binding; NADP binding; N,N-dimethylaniline monooxygenase activity
Source: RefSeq, a predicted model, not a curated record
AUACAAUCAUAGAAUCAUAAAGAUUAUAAAGAAUAGAAAGAUAAACGUGGAGGUUCAAAGUAUCUAAAGAGAGAUGAGCGUAUUGGCCAUGUACAUAUACAGAAACGCCAUCUGAUAAACCAGUGAAAUAGAUGGAUCUUGUGAGAUAAAGAAACCGUGAGAGAGGACACAUGAUCACGUGGCCUAGAGUGUCUAUGUCUUCAUAUUAACAGCAUUAGAUCAUAGCUUGUUUACACAAGGUACUCACAGAGAUCAAAGGAACAUAUUAUAAGGAGAUGAACUCCUAUGUGGUGAUUGCUGCUACAGAUUUUUCGAUAUUAAACCAAGUCUGAUCAUAAGAAAGAAAAUAGAUACACUAAAUGUAGUAAGCAGCAUAUGGAUCACUGGAUAAGAUAAGAUUAGAUAAGAUAAGAGAAUAGCUUUGUUCCUAAGCUGAUUCAUGGACCGAAGCAAAAGCAGCUGCAUAAAGUAUAUAAAAGAAAUUGAUCACACAUGAUCAUUGAUCUUGGAGUUGUGUAAAAGACAAUCCAAUAACAGUCCAUAUACAUAUGAGAAUUUAUAAAGAAAUUCCUUGUGCUUAUACUAAACCUAAAAGAGGUUAGAAGAAUGAUACAAAACAUAUCUGUAGGCGUCCAGCACAUUGGCUGAGAGCGUCCGGUCCUUCAAACUAGAGACGUCCGACUCUGUCCGUCCAAGGGCGUCCAGCUCUUCAGCAAAGAGCGCCCAGAUUUUCUAGACACGUCCGACUUUAGACCUAAAAGGCGUCUGACCUUUCUUCUUGGUCACGGGCUAAUAGAAACUAAAGAUCAACCAUCAGGUUGCAAUCCGACAUUAGAUCCCUUAAGGAUCCAGCAUAGCAGAAUGGCCUGCUGCUGUAUGAACUCCAUAAAUCUUUGUCAUAAGAUUAAAAGGAGACAUCUAAUCUGUCGGAUACCAAAGAAGUAUUGUAGCCCAUAAAGCUUAUGAGAUAUAUGACCUAAGGUCAUUAGGCGUCAUUAAGAUAUGAACGCAAGGAAUAAGACAUUACUUAAAGCAAAGGAAUUGAUGUCCACAUGUGAGAUACAUGAGAGUGUGUUCGGCCGAAGAGCCAUGAUAAGAGAUUAUAAAACCUCAAAGCAAUAAUCAUUGAACACUCAUAAGAUUAAUAAGUGGACAUGUAUGGACGUGGUCUAUGGACUGGACAUUGAUCGACCAGAUUGAAACAUGGCAGAAUGGUUAUCAUAGUUAACCAAAAGUAAAGAGUAUAGAAGUAGAUGAUCACGUCUGAAUCAUGAAUACAUGCAAACACGUUUUGCAAAGACCAACAUGUGAUUCCCGAGGACAAUGUGGUUCACAUUGCUUAGCACACAUGCUUUAAACGGGACACUCAAUGUCAAAGGACAUGAGAAACGACCUAAGAGGUCUAAGUGGUCUUAAUUACGGUGCAGUAAUGAAACUGGCCGAUUACUCCCUUCCUACACAGACAGGAUAGAUCACGCAUCAAGAUGCGUAGUAUGUAGAACCUACACCGAGGUUCACAUCAGGGAGAGUAGUGCGUGUUGUACUCUUUUUCCUUCAUCAUGGUUUUGUCCCACUGGGUUUUCCUGAUAAGGUUUUAAUGAGACAACAUUAAGCGUACUACAAAUCCUGUAUGCGCCAGUUGAAGGAUCUUCGGUGAUGCCUUCAUCAGGGGGAGUGUCAUGUGUUGUACUCUUUUUCCUGUCUACGGUUUCCAUUUUUUCCCACCUUAGGUUUUUGGUUUUCCUAUGGAGGUUUUAAUGAGACAACGUCGUGCAUGAUACAAAUCCAUAUGGUUAUGGCAUCCAAGGGGGAGUGUUAUAAAUCAUUAUGUGGAUGGCCAUAACCAAGACCAAGACAAGGCCCAGCCGUGUACAAGAGGAGAGAGAGUCGGCGGCCAAGUUCCUAGUCGGCCAAGACUUAAGAUGUUUUCCAUUUAUCUAUUUUAGAUCUUUUCCUAUUUCAUGUUGUAUUAGGUUUUAGAUAAUUUCAUUUUUCCUAUAUUUUGUAAUCCUUAUAUAAAGAACCUCUAUUACUCAUUAAUAAGACACACGAAAUAUUCAGUCUCAAAUCCUUCGUUUACAACAAUAAUAUAGUUUUAAUAUAAUGUGAUUGCGACGAUUUCAAGAUUAAAUUUGAAAUGCAUAAAACUCAAUCAUUCAAGGUAAAGCGAGAUAAAAUGGUCAAACAGAUAACAUUGUGAAAAAAUAUAAAUAAUUUUUAAUAUAUUUUUUAUGAAAAUUUUAUUUAUUUGUUUCAGAACAAAACAAAUAUAUAAAUUUGCGUGUCUUAUUUUUCUCUUCUCCCAGUUAAUUAAAUACCACGAGAAUCGAUCUACCUUUGAGACACGCUAAAAUUGAUAACAGCCUUACUGAAAAGUUAAAUAAAAGCGUAAUAACUAAAGCAUGCUACCUUUUUUCAAGAUUAAGUUCUUUCAAGAUUACAAGAUUUUCUGACCCAAAAAGAAGAAAAUUAAAAAUUAGCCUUUUGAUAGUCUUUAAAGACCUAGAGAUCGAAAGAUUUAAAAAGGCGUCGUGUUUAUGACGGGACCCUUCAACUGUAAAUAUGUCCUCCAAAUUCCCGGAACCUCUCUCACUGCCUGGUUAUUAAUUAUAAUAUUACACUACUAGUUGAUUAGCUAUCUCAUAGUAAUAUUUUUGUCAUACUUACUCAAGCAUGCUACCUUCUUAAGAUUAGCCUAAGAGUUUAUUUGUUAUGUAAAUUUUUGUUUCUUUUCUUGCAUUGUUUUUCUUGUAGUUCUUUGUUUUCGAUGUGUGCAAUUUUAGAAUCGAUUUAUUAUCUUAAAUAAAAGCAGAAGAAAUGGACUCGGGCAUUCAAGAUCGACCCUAUCAGGGCUACAAGGCUCGUGAGAUUUACCAUGUUUUAGGGUUAAAAUCAGAUGAAAUACACUCUUUUCUGAAAGCAACAUUCCACAAAUUUAUCAAAAUCCACCUCUGUUAAAUUGUGGUUUGUAAUUAGCAAAGCAUAUUAUUUGACCGGAAUGUUGUCCCCAGACAAAACCACAUUAGCCUCAUUAUUGGUUUGAAACAAACAAGGCCAUCGAAGAGGUAAUGGGACCUUUAGUAGAUUGGUAUUAUAAGAACUUCCAUAAUAUUACAAUUCGUCCAUGACAAUUAUAAUUAUCUAGGACAUAAAAUGAUAGAAUAGUUAGCAUUGGCACAAGUAAAAGUACUCGAAGCGUCGUCGUAUGCAUAGCUAUACGCCUUAGGGCAAGCUCCUUUAAAAAUUCUCGAGUAAUUCGUCGGUGGACAAGUCUCCGGUUUAUUGAACACACCGGUGCAACAAUAAUCCGGUUUGCCAAAAGCCUCGCAUGCGCUCUUACACGCCACAACAUUCGCCCCGUCCAUAACGCGUAGCUCUUUCGGACAGCGCCUGUUCAGGUCCGCAACGCAUCCAAUGCUUUGGCAAUCGCCAUAGCCGCCUCGUGUCGUGAUUCUCAUCUGGAUGUUGUAACCGUCCACGAGGCUGUAGCUAUGAUGAAGGAGAAGAAGAGAAGGUGUAAACGGGAGGAAUUCGCCAUUUUUAAUCUCUCAAUUUCUCAAGUAUCUACCGAAUGUGUAAUGAUGAAUGUAAGUUAAUGGCACUGAUCCCUCUAUCCAUAGGUCUUUUUCAAUUACUCUACCGACGGGAUUUUAUAAUUUCUUUUAAGAAGAUAAUAGUCUAAAAAAGAUAGCCUAGCAAUCCAAAUUUUAAUAUGUAAAAUUUUGAAAUAAAUAUCUCGGUAUAAAUUGAUGGGCCAAUGUACAGACAGAAUUAAAUUGGACAAGUUGUGCUUUAGCGGGCAUAAACAUAAGUCAUGUUCGUUUGAUAAACGCUGAGAUCAGCGGCAAACAAUAAAGCUACAACGAAAACAAAUUUAAUGGUGCUGAAACUAAAAGCAAUCGCCGCUGGACUAUCAGAGUUAAGAAAACGGAUAACCCAUAUAUGACUUUUAGCUAGGUUAGGAAGGCUCAACAAAGACAUACAAUGAAUCGUGCCAACGUUAGUGGCUGCCAAACACAAUGAUAAUAUCUAUUAACAAAUACAAUCAUAAUCGGUACUAAUCUAACGGAUUAUAGAAUAGACCAACAAAUGAUUACAAUAUUUUCUAAAAUCUAUCCACCAAAGACCAUAUAUAUGAAAUGUACAAUUUUUCGUUAUUUUUUUCUUUGAUAAUUAAAACAAUCUUGUAUUGUACUCCCUCCGGAUACGAAUGUAUGAUGUUCCAUAUUUUUAUCUUGUAUACAAAUGUAUGAUGUUUUGAGAUAUAAUUAAUGCAUUUAGUUUUAAAAUUUAAACAUAAAUUAAAAAGUUAAAUUAUGAAAGGUGAAACUUUAUUGAUAUAACCAAAAAAUAAUCAUUAAAAUAGUGUAUUUAUCGUUUUUUAAUAUGUAUGUAAAACCUUGAACAUCAUACAAUUAAAUCCAGAGGGAGUAUUGGAUUAGUUAGACUAUAUAUGUCAUUGACUCUGGUUGCUUCACUUUUUUUUUUUGCCAACUGGUAUUUUAUUGAACAAAGUUAAAAAAAAAAGGCCUAAAAGAUUACUCAGCCUAUGACUCUAUGAGAUUAUGCAAUAAACAAAACGAAGAGAUCACUGGUUUAAAAAUGAAUUGUCUUUUUUUUGGUACGAAAUUGAAUUGUCUUUUUAUACCAAAAGCUAAUUUGUUAUUCAAGCCAAUACUUUGGGAAGCUAGAUGCCUAGAUGCACACAGUUGCAUACACAGGCAGACAUAUAAGGAUCGAGCCACUAAGUCUGGAAUUUUGUAUUACAGCAUAGCUCCUGUUUUUAAAGUCAUUAUGGUUUGAUUAUGAUUUUUGUGAUAUUUAUAUAUGUAGCAAACGCUAUUUAAUAGUUUAAAAAAUAUAUUGCUAGUAAACUAAAAGUAAUUGAUUAUUUCUCAAUUAUAAAAUAAUAAUUUAUAUAUGAAAAAAAAAUUGUGCAGAAAUUAAAACUAUAUGAGUUUUCUGCUAAUUUUGUAAAAUGUUCAAAAUGUUAAAGGUCAUAUUCAUACAAUUUUUUUUCCCUAUUCCUAGCUUUAACAUAAAAUAAAAAGUUAGUCCAUCCUUACACUAAGAAGCUCUUAAUCAAAUUUACGAAGACACAUAGCUUUUUAAAAAAAUUCCAUUAGACUUCUUGAAAGUACUUAGAAAUUUAACACGAACAAUACAAAAAGGCGAAUUAUUGAUUUGCAGAAAUUUCCUCACGACAACCACCAAAUUUCUCUAAGCAAGAACAGCGCGCUUUAGAUCAUUCAAUUUCAAACCUCCUCGAAACUAAACCAACAUUCAAAACCACGUGCUCCCUAAUAAAAUUUAUACCCGGUCCGAAUUAAUUUUUUUUUUUUUUGAUCAAACCCGGUCCGAAUUAAUAAAACCUGACCCGACGGGAUAACCUUAUAAAUAUGCUCAUGCAAACAAACAAACAACUCAAAACACUCUUCAUCAAAAUUAUUUGUUAUUUUAUGAUUUAAUUUGUUUUGUAAUGCAAAUAAAUUAAGUCCUAUAUGAACUGCAAGUAAUAUUUAUAGUGCUUUCUUGUUCUGCGAUUAAAAAGUUAAAUGUUUAAUAAAUACAGCACUAUUUUCCAUUUUAAAUGAAUUGGAUUUAUUCUACACCUACAAAGUUAAUAGCGUGUCCAUUCAGAGAUCAUUUUUUUUAAUUCAAGAAGUUUUGGAAUUCAAAACUGACACCUCUAUCCUAAGAGUAGAAAGUUUUAUCAGUAUAGCUACCAGCUCCGGCUAAGUGAUAUCUUUUUUUCAAAUAUCUUAGCAAUAAAAGAAAAGAAUAAAAAAAUAAAGGAAAGAAACCCAAAUGUUCAUCAAACAAGAUUUUGAGAUACCAAUUAGAUUUUUUUUUUGUCACAUGUUUAGUUACAAGUGGUUUUAUUCUUUAAAACUGAUAACAUAAUCAACCACAAAACGCUUUAUAAAUAAGCCAUGCAACACACACAAAUCAAAGUUUUUUUGAGCUAAUUUUUAAUUAUAUUAGCUUGACACAAAGCUGCAAAAGAAAAAGCCCACUUACCCUGAAUAAAACACGUGCUAGUAUUUAUUUAAAAGUUGUCAAUACAGUAUCGUGGAUACAUUCUCUUUUUGUUGGUCAUAUGAUCCACUAUAAAAAACAGCAACCUUGCUUCUCUUCACCAUACACUUUCAAGACACAAAACAAACAAAUAAUAGAAUAUCUCCACACAAAUCAAAGUUAAAACACACUUCAUAAAAUAAUUCCUCUCAUAAUCUCUCUCUAAAUGGCUUCUAACCACAAUAAGCUUACUUCUUCCAGAGUAGCGAUCAUCGGUGCUGGUGUCAGCGGUUUAUCAGCCGCUAAGCACUUAGCUCAUCACAACCCGAUCGUUUUCGAAGCCUCGGAUUCGGUCGGAGGUGUUUGGAAGAGCUGCACUUACGAGACGACUAAGUUACAAUCGGCUCGAGUCGAUUACGAGUUUUCUGACUUUCCAUGGCCCAAUAGAGAUGAUACAACUUUCCCAUCAUACAUUGAGAUAUUGGAUUACUUGGAAUCUUAUGCUGAGCAUUUUGAUCUCCUCAAGUUCAUGAAGUUUGGUUCUAAGGUCAUCGAAGUUAAGUACACCGGUGAAGGCGACGCUCUACAGAUGGUUGACCUCGGUGGUUACGGCAGCUUUUUGCCCGGAAAACCUGUAUGGGAAGUUGCUGUUCAGAACGGAGAUGCUAGAGAUAUUCAGUGGCAUGCAUUUGAAUUCGUGGUGGUGUGCACCGGAAAAUUCGGCGACGUACCAAGAAUACCAACGUUUCCGGUAAAGAAAGGGCCUGAGAUAUUCAAAGGGAAAGUGAUGCACUCAAUGGAUUACUGCAAGUUAGAGAAAGAAGAAGCUUCUCAUGUCCUCCGUGGCAAGAAAGUUGCGGUCAUUGGCUUCAAGAAAUCCGCUAUUGAUUUGGCUUUAGAGUCUGCUAUAGCCAAUCAAGCAGAAGGAGGACAAGCAUGCACAAUGGUGGUGAGAACAACACACUGGGUGUUCCCGCAUUAUUGGGUGUGGGGGCUGCCAUUUUUCUUGUUCUACUCUACCAGAGCUUCUCAAUUCCUUCAUGAUAGGCCUGACCAAAGCUUCCUAAGAACUCUCUUUUGCUUCAUAUUCUCUCUUCUGCGUGCCGUGGUUUCUAAAUUCAUCGAAUCAUAUGUUACGUGGAAGCUUCCUCUAGAGAAAUAUGGUCUUAAACCGGACCAUUCUUUUGAAGAAGACUAUGCUUCUUGUCAAAUGGCGAUCAUACCGGAGAAUUUCUUCGAGGAAGCGGAUAAGGGUAUGAUUCGGUUUAAGAAAACAUCAAAAUGGUGCUUUUAUGAUGAAGGGAUUGAGUUUGAGGAUGGGACUACGCUAGAAUCUGAUGUUGUGAUACUCGCAACUGGUUAUGAUGGCAAGAAGAAGCUCAAGGCCAUUGUUCCUGAACCCUUUCGAACUUGGCUUGAGUUUCCAUGCGGUGUUAUGCCUCUAUACAGGGGAACAAUCCAUCCAUUGAUACCAAACAUGGGCUUUGUGGGAUACGUUCAAAGCAACUCAAACCUACACACAUCAGAGCUACGUUCCAUGUGGUUAAGCCGGCUUGUUGAUGGGAAAUUCGAAUUACCGAGCAAAGAGCAAAUGUUGGAUCAAUUCUCUAAGGAAAUGGAAGUGAUGAGAAGAUCGAGCAGAUUCUAUAAACGUCAUUGCAUUUCAACUUUCAGCAUCCAACAUGCUGAUGAUCUGUGUAAUGACAUGGGACUCAAUCCUUGACGUAAAUCCAACUUGUUCCUCGAAGCCUUUAGUCCUUAUGGUUCUCAGGAUUAUCGACUUGCUCAAGAAGAAACUAAUAUUUGAAUAUAAUAGUACUGAAGAAAUAUAUAACGAAUUGUUGCAUUUGAUGGAUUAUGUAUACUGUAUACAAUUAUAAAACUGUGCUGGCGAGUCAUUGAAUAAAGAGAAAUUAGUUAAAAUAACUCUAAUUAAUCAUAAAAUGACUAGACUAACUCAUAUAAUUUUGAAAUUACUAGACUAACUCUUGAAAUAUACAAACUUACGGUUUUGCCAUCAGUAAAAUAAAGCUUAAUUAGAAAAAGAAAUACAUUUUAAUAUUAUGAAAGGAACAAAAAAAAAGCAAAUACUUUGUCGGGUUUCUUCACCAAACGCUCUCUUCGUCGUCUCCGUCACCUCCAUCUCCGACGGUCCCUUUUUCCUCACAACCGCCUUUGUCUCCGUCAUCUCUACCGUAAUUCGACUUUGUCUCCGGCAUCCUCCACGAUAAUUCACCUUCGUCUCUUUCCUACUCGACAAACUCGAAAUCGAUUUCACCACAGUCACAUCCGGCUUCAAUUGCAAGUUACUCUAAUCUGUUUAAUUUAGCAAAGAGAGCAACAACCUCUGCAAACUCAACUCUUACAAGCACUCUGGAAGACGGUGACCACCAUUCAGGUAGCUGACAAGGAGAAAGGUGUGGUACUUGAAACCACCAAGACAAAGAAACAAAGCAAGCUUAAGCUCUAUGUUAACAAGUCUGUCCUCAAGGAGUUCCCUAUGAUGGCCAAAGCUGUUGCGAACCAGGUAUUGAACCUGAUUUGAAGAAGACAACACUUGCUAGCCUCAGCGUGAUCAGAAAAGGCCUUAGAGUCGCCAAGUCUGGUCCCAAGGAAAGGAAGCAAGCUUAAAGAUUUGACCGUUUACUGAACAUUUUACUUCUGAAAAACCUUUGUUUUGUGAUUUCAGACAAAUUUUUGUAGGUUAUAAAGAUCUUUCAUGGACAGUUCACUUUCUUGCUUAAAACACCUCCAUUGUUUUGUUUUUUUCUUUCUCGGAAUGAUAUUAAAAUGUAGUAAGCUGGUUGCUGUCUAGCUGCUCUUUGAUCUUGAUAUUGUGAAUUAAAAAAAUAUGUUUUGCCUCAGGCUCCAAA